Molecule: messenger RNA, 1465 nt
Organism: Fundulus heteroclitus (mummichog)
Lineage: Eukaryota; Metazoa; Chordata; Actinopteri; Cyprinodontiformes; Fundulidae
Gene: ssb
Product: small RNA binding exonuclease protection factor La
Exons: 12
Coding region: 149-1360 (403 amino acids)
Biological process (GO): RNA processing; positive regulation of translation
Cellular component (GO): nucleus; ribonucleoprotein complex; cytoplasmic stress granule
Molecular function (GO): RNA binding
Source: RefSeq, a predicted model, not a curated record
GGAAAAAAAUGCGCUGACAACGUUUUUUGGCCCUCGGCUGAUUCCGUAACACGCAGUUUAACAACGUGCGCGCAGGAAAGUGAAGACUUCUGGGUUUUUAAUAGAGCUCAAAGUUUAGUUUGCGUUGCCUAAACAUAACAGAAGGAGGAUGGCAGAAAACCAAGAAGCGAUGACUCCCACUGAGAUGAAGGUGGCUCGUCAAGUGGAGUAUUACUUCGGGGAUCACAAUCUCCCAAGAGACAAGUUUCUCAAAGAGCAGCUGCAGCUUGAUGAUGGCUGGGUGACUUUGGAGACCAUGCUCAAAUUCAACAGACUGAAGUCUUUAACCACGGAGACCAGCGUCGUCGUUUCAGCUCUCCAGAAAUCCAAGUCGGGCCUCCUGGAGAUCAGCGAGGACAAGACCAAAAUAAGGAGGUCUCCAGAUAAACCCUUACCGGAACUGAACGACGAGUACAAAGACGCUGUGAAGCACAGAUCUGUGUACAUUAAAGGUUUUCCUCUUGAAACAACUCUCGAUGAGGUUCAGGAGUGGCUCAACGGUAAAGGCAGCAUAGAGAACAUUCAGAUGAGGAAAAACUUGCAACGGCAGUUCAAGGGAUCAGUGUUCGUCUGCUUUGAAACAGAGGAGUCGGCAAAGCAGUUCCUUGAACGCUCGGAUGUAAAAACGUUCAAAGACAACGAGAUGCUCGUGUUGUCGAGAGAAGCCUACCAUGCAAAGAAGGCCGAAGAGAGGAAACACUACAAAGCGGAGACGAAAGCCAAAGCAAAACAAGAGAAGGCGCAGCAGCAGAAACACGCCGAGGAAAAAGAAAUGGGUUUGCUCCUGGACGAAAAGACGGGGUGUUUGUUGAAGUUUUCUGGAGAGCUUGAAGACGUUUCGCGAGAAGACUUCCAUGCAUCGUUCUCUGGGCACGGAAAGAUAAAGUGGGUAGACUUCACAAGAGGAGCCAAGGAGGGCACGCUUCUUUUUGAUGGGAACGCAAAAGAAGCCUUUGAGAAAGCCAAGGAGGCGAACGGAGGGGAGCUGAAAAUGAAGGGCAGCAGCGUCACAUGGCAGGUGCUCGAGGGCGAUGAGGAGAAAGAGGUUCUGAAAAAGAUCAUCGAGGCUCAGCAGGAGUCGUACAGCCGAUCAAAAGGCAGAGGUGGUGGAAGAGGAAGAUCAGGUGGCAGAGGAAGAGGAGGCCGACGGGGAAGAGGCGGCAGAGACCAAGGCAGGACUCAUUUCCAGGGAAAGAAAACGAAAUUCGAUAGCGAUAAUGAGGAAGAUGAGGGUGAGGAAGCGCCUGCAGCCCCAAAGAGAGAGCUUGAAGACGCCGACAGUCCUCCAGCAAAAGUUGCCAAAACUGAAAACGGAUCUUAAUGAGGAGACGGAGUCCAGAUUUUUUUUCUUUAGCGAAAACAUUUAUUACAAACGGUGAAAAAUGCAGAGGCAACUUAAAUCCCAUUCCAGUUAAAAAAAAAAAAA